This is a messenger RNA of Gymnogyps californianus (California condor), 4415 nucleotides long. It is a transcript of the gene BLTP2, whose product is annotated as bridge-like lipid transfer protein family member 2. The transcript has 24 exons. The record is from RefSeq and is a predicted model, not a curated record. Lineage: Eukaryota; Metazoa; Chordata; Aves; Accipitriformes; Cathartidae. Bases 342 to 4415 code for a protein of 1357 amino acids.
GCCUGGCCGUCACCUGGUGCCGGCAGAAGCUUCAUGCGGAGCUGAAGAUCGGCUCCUUCGGCUUCUUCUGGGCCCAGAACAUCAGCCUCAAGUUCCAGCGGGAGCAGCAGACUGUGGAGAUCGACAACGUCUGGAUCUCCAGUAAACUGAGCCGGGAGCUGCCGCGCUACUUUGAGCUGUGUUUUGGCGAGGUGCGAAUCCGCACGGAUCUCCAGAAGGGCCCUGGGUUCCAGCUGUCUGUCCCACAGGCUCCCAGAGAACCCGAUGGAAAUGAAAGCAGAGCAGACCUGACUCUUAAACCCUCCCUGCUGAGGCUCCUUAGCCAGCUCUUUUCCAUCCACAUGGACUCCAUCAACAUCAUGGUUCUGCAUGUGGCCACCUCAGAGUCUCUCUGGCACGUCCAGGCCAGCAAGACGCGUCUCCUCCUGAAUGGCGAUGGGAAGAGCCUGACCUGCGAGGUGAGCCUGACAAAGCUGAACAGCAAAGUCCUCCGGAGCAGCCAGCUGGAUGACACCUGCCUGGCGGAGCUGGCCCUGGCGCUCUCCCUCUCGCUGGAGAUCAGCAGCAAGCGGCGGCUGGUGGGUGUCAGGCUGCGCGUCCGGACCCUGCAGGCAGAGCUGCACGAAGGGCUCUUCUGCAGCCCGCUGCUGCACCGCAUCACUGCCGGGGCCCAGCGCAGCAGCGCGAGGGAACAGCCCAGCGCAGGCCCGGGGGAGCCCCUGAAGUCCGUGUCUCUGCUGAGCAGGGACACGCUGCAGCUCAUCCCCAGGAGGGUGGAGGUGAAGUUGGAGAACACCAGCAUGGUGCUGUCUAUGAACAGCCAGAAGAGGCACCUCACCUGGAGCCUGAAGCUGCUGCAGUUUUUAUAUCAGCGUGAAGAGGAACAGAUCCCGCUGCGCAACUUCACACCCACCUCGGAUCUGGACCAAAUGAGUGUAGACCUCCAGCUGGAGGACGGCCUUCUCCUGUCCCAGAGCCGCCAGCGCAUCGUGUGCCUCAACUCCCUGAAGACCAGCUUGCAGGUCACAGCCAUUGACCUCUCGGCUGCUGUACUGCUCAACACCUGCAUCAUCCACUACCGCCACCAAGAGUUUUCGCACUGGCUGGGCCUGUUGGCACAGGAAUACAGAUCCUGGGCGGUGCCUGUCCCCAGCCAAGGACACAAGGGAAGGAGCUAUCCCCAAAUCAUAGCACCCAUCAUCCUGUGUGCCUCGCUGUCCAACGUCAAUGUGUCAGUGCAGCUGGGGGACACGCCACCCUUCGCCUUGGGCUUCAACUCCAUCUCUGCAGACUACCAGCACCUGCGGCCGCAGAGCGUGCACCAGCGAGCAGUGCUGGCCGUGGACCACCUCUGCUGGCGCGUGGGCAACGACUCGCACAUCCAGCGUGCCCCUCAUCCCCCCAACAUGCACGUGUGGGGGGAAGCCCUCAUCCUCGACUCCUUCAACCUGCAGGGCAGCUACAACCAGCCCCUGGGCAUGUCUAGCGCGCAGUCGGACACGCUCUUCCUGGACUGCACCAUCCGGGGGUUGCAAGUGGAGUCGUCGGACACCUGCACCGAGUGCCUGGCCAGGGUCCUGCCCCUGUUCUGCCCGCAGCCCAGCAGAGCUGAGCUUGCCAAGCAGCCGCCCUCUGCCUCAACUGAGCCCUGGGGGCUGCUCUGGAAGGUGGAUCUGAAGGUGGAGGAUGUGAACCUUUUCACACUCUCAGCCCUGGUGGGUGCCCUGGAGCUGCGGCUGGACACGCUGACCGUCCUGGGGAGUGCCGAGAGCUGCACGGUCAGCGUCCAGGGCAUGGUGCUAGCCUUGGUGAAGAGCAUCACGGAGAAGAUGCAGCCGUGCUGCAAAGCUCCUGCCAUCCCCAACCCGGUGGCCAACCUCUCCAUGUUCUCUGUCACCUACCACAGCAGCAUCCGCUCCCUGGAGGUGCAGUGCGGCGAGGGGCUGGCGGUGCUGUGGAGCCCACCCGACCACAUGCACUUGUACCAUCACACCCUGGCCACCCUGCAGUGCCACGAAGCCUUGCGGAGCGCCCUCAGCCACAGGACGCCUCCCUCCCUGCCCCCGGAGAGCCCAGCGUCCCACCCGGCCACCCCUACUGAGACACCGGGGCCCCUCCAGCCGGAUGGGACCCCCCCCAAAAGACUCUUGUCCCUGUCACUGGAGCUGAGCUCUGCCAAGCUCACAGCUUUUGUCUCCGAGGCCAACUACAUCAGCCUGGCUGCCGAACGGACCUCCGUCAGCUGGCACGGCGGUGCCCUGCACGGCUACUGCCCUGAGCUGGCCGCCGGCUUCGAUGGACACAGCAUCUUCAGCUUCAAGGAGGUGGAGGUGAAGCUGCUGCCAGAGCUGGAGGAGGUCAUCUUGCACCGCUGCGCCUUCCCCACCCUGCGCACCCUCCGCAACCGCGGCUGGGCCUUCUCCUUUGCCAGCGUGACCAUCGAGUUCCCCUACCAGUACGACUUCUCCCGCACGCUGGAUGCUGCCGUGGGCGUGCAGAAGUGGCUGAAAGGCCUGCAUCAGUGCGGGCACCCUGCCAGCCCCGUGCUGCCCCCCGACCUCCUGCUCAAAGUGACGCACUUCUCCUGGGUCUUCCUGGAUGACGUCUUCGAGGUCAAGUUACGAGACAACUACGAGCUGAUGAAGGAUGAGAGCAAGGAGAGCGCCAAGCGGUUGCAGCUGCUGGACGCCAAGGUGGCUGCGCUGCGCAAGCAGCAUGGCGAGCUGCUGCCUGCCCGCAAGAUCGAGGAGCUCUACGCCUCGCUGGAGAAGAAGAACAUCGAGAUCUACAUCCAGCGCUCGCGGCGCCUCUAUGCCAACACGCCCAUGCGGAGGGCUCUCCUCACCUGGACCCUGUCCCACCUGGAGCUGGUGGCCAUGGCCGACGAGUCCUUCCACGGCACAGAGCGUGUGUUGGAGCAGAUGAGGGACCUGGACAGCGUCAGCCCCUUCCCCCCCGAGGGUCUGGAGAUGGUCACCCAGUGGUGCCGCAUGAUGAAGGGCAGAGUUGGCAGCUUCUUUGUGCGGAUCCGUGACUACCCUCGCUACCUCUUUGAGAUCCGGAACUGGCAGCUCUCCGGCCGGCUGAUCGGAGCCGAGCAGUGCGGCCAGGCGUGCUCCCGCCGCCGCCAGAUCCUGAAGCUGGGGCUGCCCUGGGGGGAUGCGACAGUGGAGAGGAACAUGCCACCCUUGAAGUUCUACCACGACUUCCACUCUGAGAUCUCCCAGUACACCAUUGUGUGGGGGCCCUGCUGGGACCCGGCCUGGACCCUGAUCGGCCAGUGCGUGGAUCUCCUCACCAAGCCCUCAGAGGACCCCAGCGCCCCAUUGCCCUGGUGGGACAAGAGCCGCCUUCUCUUCCAUGGGGACUGGCACAUGGACAUUGAACAGGCCAACCUGCACCAGCUGGCCACCGAGGACCCCUACAACACCACGGAGAACAUGCACUGGGAGUGGAGCCACCUCUCCUUCCACUGGAAGCCUGGGCAGUUCGUCUUCAAGGGCAACCUGGAUGUCAACGUCCGGACAGCCUCCAAGUAUGACGACUGCUGCUUCCUGCACCUGCCCGACCUGUGCAUGACGCUCGACCUGCAGUGGCUGUGCCACGGGAACUCCCAUGACCACCAUGGCGUGGUGCUGCGCUCUCCCGAGUUCCUGCCCAAGGUGCCGGUGGGGCAGCAGUACGACUCCUACCGUGCCUUCCGCUCCGAGAACCUCAACCUCUCCAUCCGGAUGGACCUGACGCGGCCCAGUGAGGAGCACUCCCAGCCCCGGAUCCUGCUCUACAGCAGCACCCUCCGCUGGAUGCAGAACUUCUGGGCCACGUGGACCAGCGUGACGCGCCCCAUCUGCCGCGGGAAACUCUUCAACAACAUGAAACCCAGUAAGAAGAAGCUGGGGCAGCAUUACAAACAGUUGUCUUAUACUGCGCUCUUCCCCCGGCUGCAGGUGCAUUACUGGGCCUCCUUUGCCCAGCAGCGGGGAAUCCAAGUGGAGUGCUGCCAAGGGCACAUCUUCACUCGCGGCACCCAGCGGCUCAUCCCCCAAGCCGGCACGGUGAUGCGACGCCUCAUUUCGGAGUGGAGCAUCACGCAGAUGGUGAGCGACCUGAGCCAGGUCACCGUGCACCUCAUGGCCUCCACUUGCGACGAGAACGCCGACCACCGGCUCGACACCCUGGUGAAGAAAACCCAUCUGCUGAGCCUGUCCUCUCUCACUUACCAGCGGCACAGCAACCGCACGGCUGAGGAGAUGGAGUAUGAUUCAUCUUUAUGCAAACUCGUGGACCAGUACCACGGUAGCUCACACUAUCGAGGGACUGCGAGCGAUAUCCCCGAGCUGUGUCAAGCUGCUCUCACCCUGACUCCUUUCCUCGGCAGCACCACAUACGUUAUGAACCUUUUCAAGGCUUUGUGA